UAUUUAUUUACCGAGAUCAAAUGAGAGUGUUGCGUGUCGAUGUCGAGCUUCAUGAAAAUUCCAUAGGCACCCAACCCAACUUCAUCUUCCUCACCGAUAAUCCUACUAUCUAGUUUCAUUUAUCCUUUCCCGGCAACUCCCGAACAGACGUACAGAUACAGUUCGCUUGUAUUUCAUGUAUGAUUUCUUCAGUUUCACUUAUUACCAACAUCGAAAUCAUAAUAUUUUUUCCUUCAAUUUUGUUUCAAAAGCGUUCCCCCUUUUCUCAAAUGGACUUCUUUUAAAUUUCUUGGUAAACCCUCCAGAAAACCAAAAAAGUUAAAGAAAAAAGAACCCCCUUUUUCUGAAUUUUCGAAUUUCUUUUUCUUUGGAACAUAAUUUUCUUCUUGACAAAGAAAAUAAAUUAUUCUAUAAUAUAACAUGGGCAAUAAUGGGAGUAGUGGAGUGAAUGGCCGGAGGAGGAAUUCGAGCAGUCGGAGCCACCCCUUGCCUCCGCCACCGAUGCGGGCUCAAACAGAGAUUACCCCCAACAGGUAUUUUUUCGCGGUGGCAACGCCGUACAGUAACACUCCCGCCUAUUACCAGUACCCUGGUAGCUACCCACUGCCGCCUCCGCCAACUACGCCGGUGCCUCUGCCUGUAGCUGACCAUCACCACACUCCUGCCCAGUCCAAUUGGGUUAGCGGGCGGUACGUGUGUCGGUACACUAUGCAGCCUCCGGUACUCCAUGUGCAGCACCAGAAGGCUGUAAUUAUUCGGAACGAUGUUAAUUUAAAAAAAGAGACUUUAAGGAUUGAGCCCGACGAAGUGAAUCCUGGAAAGUACCUAGUUGCAUUUACUUUGGACGCCACCAUGGCUGGAAGCAUUACUAUAGUUUUCUUUGCUAAGGAAGGUGAAGAUGGUUGCCUCACCCCAAUGAAAGAAAGCUUACUCCCUCCGGUGACAGUGCAGUUUCAAACAGGUUUGGCCCAGAAAUUUAGACAACCUUCUGGAACUGGGAUAGACCUUUCAAUGUUUGAGGAGAUAGAAUUGUCUAAAAAGGGUGACAUGGAUGUGUAUCCUUUAGCAGUUAAGGCGGAGGCAUCCUCAGAUAACCAAAAUGGAAACCUAGAGAGAGUAUCAAAAAACAUGCAGAUAACUCGGGCUGCUUUUGAGAUGGAGAAAGGUGAAUAUCAGGUUAGGGCAGCGAAGCAAGUAUUAUGGAUUAAUGGCAUGAGAUAUGAGUUACAAGAGAUCUAUGGUAUUGGAACUUCAGUUGAGGGUGACUUGGACGGAAAUGAUCCCGGAAAAGAAUGUGUUAUAUGCCUUUCGGAACCCUGUGACAUUACUGUCCUGCCCUGUCGACACAUGUGUAUGUGCAGUGGGUGUGCAAAGGUCUUGAGGUUCCAAACAAACAGGUGCCCCAUCUGCAGACAAUCAGUCGAGCGCCUUUUGGAGAUCAAGGUCAGCAAUGGGACUAAUGAAUGAAAGGAUCAGCUGCUCCUACCGUGCUGUGAAAUUUUUCUUCAUUCGUCUUUUUGUUUUUCGUUUUCUCAGUUUGAAAUGCCAUCAUGCCCAAGGUAUGAUUUGAUUGAACUAAGAUAUGCGGCAAGUUGAUUCCUUGUAAGUGCUCAGAGGCAUUUUCUGUAUCAUACUUUUAAGUUUUAACAAUCUCUAUACAUAAAAUCAAGCUUGUUAACCAUGUCCGAUUUGAUUUUCACAUUUGUUUA
Messenger RNA from Olea europaea var. sylvestris, 1709 nucleotides. Its product is annotated as probable E3 ubiquitin-protein ligase LOG2. The record is from RefSeq and is a predicted model, not a curated record. Gene Ontology annotation, biological process: protein ubiquitination. The transcript has 3 exons. NCBI's taxonomy places the organism in Eukaryota, Viridiplantae, Streptophyta, Magnoliopsida, Lamiales, Oleaceae. Gene Ontology annotation, molecular function: ubiquitin protein ligase activity. Bases 421 to 1467 code for a protein of 348 amino acids.